Chaetomium strumarium is the source of this 660-nucleotide messenger RNA. Its product is annotated as ribosomal protein L6e-domain-containing protein. The coding region runs from base 1 to 660 and encodes 219 amino acids. Gene Ontology annotation, molecular function: structural constituent of ribosome; RNA binding. Gene Ontology annotation, biological process: ribosomal large subunit assembly; cytoplasmic translation. Gene Ontology annotation, cellular component: ribosome; cytosolic large ribosomal subunit. The transcript is spliced from 4 exons. NCBI's taxonomy places the organism in Eukaryota, Fungi, Ascomycota, Sordariomycetes, Sordariales, Chaetomiaceae. The record is from RefSeq and is a predicted model, not a curated record.
AUGGCUGGCAGGGCGGAAAACCCUACCGCGAAAAGUGCCAAAGCGCUCAAGAUGUCGUCGUCGGCAGCUCCCUCGACAAAGACCUUUGGCAAGUCGACUCGGACGGUCCCUCACCCGUCCGAGAAGGCGCAGAAAUGGUAUCCUGCUGAGGAUGAGGCCAAGCCUCGCCAGGUCCGCAAGGCUGUCCGCCCCUGGGCCCCUCGCCGCUCCCUCCAGCCCGGCACGGUCCUGAUUCUGCUCGCUGGUCGGUUCCGCGGCAAGCGCGUCGUCCUCCUCAAGAACCUCGACCAGGGUGUUCUUCUCGUUACUGGCCCCUUCAAGAUCAACGGUGUCCCGCUUCGUCGCGUCAACUCGAGAUAUGUGAUUGCCACAUCCGUGAAGGUCGACCUGGCCGGCAUCGACGAGGCCAAGCUCGAGGAGAUCUCGCGGCCGAAGUACUUCACGGCGGAGAAAGCGAAGGAGAAGGCUGGCGAGGAGGCUUUCUUCAAGCAGGGGGAGAAGCCCCAGAAGAAGGAGGUUUCCAGCAGCCGGGCGGCUGACCAGAAGGCCAUUGACAAGGCCCUUAUCGCCAACAUCAAGAAGGUCGAUAUGCUCGCGAGCUACCUUGCCGCCUCUUUCAGCCUCCGCAAGGGCGACAAGCCCCAUGAGAUGAAGUUUUAG